AUGGCCCUCCUACCUCUACCCCUCCCUGAAGGCAUAACAAGCCGCAAUAUCCAAACCAACGAUCUAAAUAUCCACAUCCUAGAAGCCGGCCAAACCCCAGACAACAAUAAACCACUAAUCGUCCUCCUCCAUGGUUUCCCAGAAAUUGCCUACUCAUGGCGUCGUGUGCUCCCCAAACUAGCAGCAGCAGGCUUCUACGCCGUAGCCCCAGACCAGCGCGGCUUUGGCCGCACCACAGGCUGGGACACACGCAGCUAUGAGGACGUCGACCUGACAACAUUCUCGUUGUCAAGCUUAGUGCGUGAUAUUGUGCUCCUCGUGCACGCGCUAGGCUACCGCUCCGUGCGCUGCGUCGCCGGCCACGACUGCGGCGCUGUAUCGGCAGCCAUGUGCGCCCUAAUGCGGCCAGAUUUCUUUCAGAGCGUUGUGCUCAUGAGCCAUCCGUUUAGUGGUGCCCCGGAUUUACCGUUCAACACGGCGAAUGCGGAUGCCACGGCUGGGUCUGAUACGGUGGCCGCAGGUGGGGCGGGUGGUGCCGAGGGGUCGGCUGCUGCGGGGAUUCAUGACACGCUUGCGGAGCUCGGCCGUAAACAUUAUAAGUGGUAUUAUUCGACUAAGCAGGCUGGGCCUGAAAUGUCAGACCUGGGGCCUGACGAGAUGCAUCGCUUCUUGAGGGGAUACUUUCAUCUAAAAAGUGGUUCGUGGCCGGGGAAUCGGCCGCAUCCGCUGGAGAAGUGGUCUGCCUCCGACCUGAUUGAGCUACCUGGGUAUUAUAUUAUGCCGUUGAAUGAGACGAUGCCUGCGACUGUGGCGCGCGAUAUGUCGCAUGAGCCGUCCGAUGGUCUGGCCUCGCACUCGUGGCUGCCGGAUGAGGAGCUCGCUGUUUAUGCGGGUGAGUAUGGUCGCACGGGCUUCCAGGGUGGACUGAACUGGUAUCGUGUUCGCACCGCUGCUGGGGGCCGGUACACAAAGGACUUUGAUGUCUUUGCUGGAAAGAAGCUCGAGCCGCCUUGUGCUUUUGUCUCGGGCAAGCUAGACUGGGGUAACUAUCAGGAGCCUGGUGCUAUCGAGAAGAUGAAGAACGGGAUUUCGUGUGCUGACCUGCGUAUAUUUCGGUUUGUGGAUGGAGUUGGGCAUUGGACACCCCAGGAAAGUCCGGAAGAGGUGACACGAGCGAUUUUGGAUCUGAUCGGAGGUCUGCGUGACUAG
Molecule: messenger RNA, 1209 nt
Organism: Penicillium mononematosum
Lineage: Eukaryota; Fungi; Ascomycota; Eurotiomycetes; Eurotiales; Aspergillaceae
Product: alpha/beta fold hydrolase
Exons: 1
Coding region: 1-1209 (402 amino acids)
Molecular function (GO): hydrolase activity
Source: RefSeq, a predicted model, not a curated record